Messenger RNA from Ambispora gerdemannii, 767 nucleotides. Lineage: Eukaryota; Fungi; Glomeromycota; Glomeromycetes; Archaeosporales; Ambisporaceae. The record is from the annotation of a GenBank genome assembly.
AAUUGGAUGCAGUAAAGAGAUUAAGUGCAAAACAAGAAGCUAUUCCUAAUCACUCGAGAGAAGAAAUUGAUCAAAAUUUAAGAACAUUACAAUCAAAACUUGAGCGAUCCAAUUUAUCAUGCGGUUCAAAAACUGUUCCCUUAGAGAGGGAUGAGAAAAUUCAUGUAAUUUCAGAUGCAGUAGCAUCCUCGAGUUUUCUGGAAACUGAAAAAGAAAAAUUCCAAGAAAUUUCCGAGCCUGAUGAGAUUGAGCCCACUAAAAGACAGUAUAUUGAGCAAGGAUUAAUAAAAGAAUUACUCAGUAGCAACCUUAUUGUACCACCUGUUUCCUCUGAGAUUAUAGAGUAUCGAACAUUUCAAAUCACAACAACAAAGCUUAAACCUCAGACCACUAACUUUUCUGAUUCAACAUUAGCCAAUAUAUCGUCAGUAACUGAGAUAAGUACACCUGCCAAAUCUAUUUCUUCGAAUUAUAUCUCUAAUUCUUCAGGUCCGGACGAUUUUCCGAAAGCUGAGGUAAGUGAAAAGGUUGAACCGGAAAUUCAGGUAAGUAUCGAGACCACAACUAAUUCGAAUUUCUCUGAUGAUGAGACUAAUGAGGAUAUCUCUGACGAUGAUGAUUCUGACGAUGACAGCGAAGCUAUUAAGGAUGAGGAUAAAAUAAACGUAAUAUUUUCUGGUGAUGAUGAUGAUGCAGGAUAUUAUUACGAUUUAAGUAGCGGGAAAAAAACUAAUAAAAAUUCUGAUCAUUUAAUCAGCGCAUAUUAA